Leptosia nina is the source of this 1236-nucleotide messenger RNA. Lineage: Eukaryota; Metazoa; Arthropoda; Insecta; Lepidoptera; Pieridae. The record is from the annotation of a GenBank genome assembly.
AUGCCUGCAAACGGCGAAGGCGACUCGCGAACGUCGUCGUCGAGUGGCGAAGGCGUAAUCCACUCGGAUGAGUGUAUGGCGGCUAUUAAUUGCAGGUUUACGGGUAAUCUAUCGAAGCGAGUCGUCGCGAGCGGGCGCGCCGGCCGGGGGCGGAGGGGGGCGGUGUGCGUGACGGAUCAUGGCGGCGCGGGGGGGCUCCGUCCCGCCGCCUUCGUUAAACGCGGCCGACGGAUACGUAGGACGCCGCGGUUGAAAGCUAUACGGCCCCCGGGCGGUCGCGCAGACGAUUGGCCCGCGACGGUAACCGAUAGCCAAUCGCGAGCGAGGCCGGCACGCCCCCCGGGCGCCGACUCGGGGCUCCCGGCUCACACGGCGCGCGACUCGGCGCUCACUCGCACCGAUGCGCGGCUCUUGGGACGAGUCCACGACGGCGGCGCUCCACGCGCGCAUCCUGGAGGCGCAUCGCGGGCCCGCGGCGCCCGAACGCGCCGCCGCCGAACCCGGCUGCACCGAACCGCCGCUCACCGUGUCGGCGCUAGAGCUGGCCGCGCCGACGCCACUGCUGCCGCUGCCGACGUUGUCCUUCAGCGCUGCGCAAGUCGCGACCGUCUGCGAGACGCUGGAGGAGAGCGGAGACGUCGAGCGCCUGGCGCGCUUCCUGUGGUCGCUCCCGGUGGCGCACCCCAACGUCGCCGAGCUGGAGCGCUGCGAGGCCGUGCUCAGGGCCCGCGCGGUCGUCGCCUUCCACGCGGGACGCCACCGAGAGCUCUACUCGAUUCUGGAGCGGCACCGGUUUCAGCGCUCGAGUCACGCGAAGCUGCAGGCCCUGUGGCUCGAAGCGCACUACCAGGAGGCGGAACGGCUCCGAGGCCGACCCCUGGGUCCCGUCGACAAAUACAGAGUGCGCAAGAAGUUUCCUCUGCCUCGGACCAUCUGGGACGGCGAGCAGAAGACUCACUGUUUCAAGGAGAGGACGCGGUCCCUGCUGCGGGAGUGGUAUCUGCAGGAUCCGUACCCGAACCCCACCAAGAAGAGGGAGCUGGCGGCGGCGACGGGCCUCACGCCGACCCAAGUGGGAAAUUGGUUCAAGAACCGGCGGCAGCGGGACCGCGCGGCGGCCGCCAAGAACCGGUCGGCCGUCCUCGGCAGAGGGUUCGCCUCCUCCUCCACGUACGACGAGGACUCGGCCGACUCGGAGAUCAACGUCGACGAAGAGUGACGCGACGCACAGUGUGA